UUCCAGCUUCAGCUCGAAAGAAGGAAAUCCCAAAGAAAAAAAUUCCCCCCCGGUCCUUUUCUCUCUUCCGUCUCUCCGAACGAAAUCUUCUGCUCUCUUGCCCUAAUUGGAUCCUCCCGAGCCCUAAUUUCUACAACUAGCAAGCGUCGAAGCCCUAAUUCUCCGUGCCAUCGCUUGAUUUCUUCAUCUCCGAGUUCCUCCGAUCCCGCGACACCUCCCGCCGCUACAGUGCUUGGGAGAUCUCGCUUCGAUUCUCAUGGCUUCGGGGGUUAGAUUCGUGACAUGGACUAUGAAGUUCUAGAUAGCAGUGAAUAAUAUUUCAAGAAGUAAAAUUUCAAGGAGAGGACUUGUUCCGGGGAAUGGAAGGUCUGCUAUAGGUUCUAUCACUCACUCUCAUAUUUUCACCAACAUGGAAGCCCAAAUUCACAGUCUUGAGCAAGAAGCAUACGCUUCAGUUCUUCGUGCGUUUAAAGCUCAGUCAGAUGCCAUCACCUGGGAAAAAGAAAGUUUGAUCACUGAGCUUAGAAAGGAACUAAGAGUCUCUGAUGACGAACACAGGGAACUCCUCUCGAGAGUUAACGCUGAUGAAACGAUUCGAAGGAUAAGGGAGUGGAGGCAGGCAGGAGGACAUCAAACUGCCAUACUCAGUACGUCUCAGCCCAUUCACGAUUUGUUACCAAGUCCUACAGUUUCAGGAUCUCGCAAGAAACAGAAGACAUCCCAAUUGGUCCAGCAUCUACCGAGUUUAUCGUCUGUGAAGCCAAUUCAGUAUCCUCCUUCAGGUCCUGCAAAUAGCAGGCAGUACAAUAGAAGUGCUUCUGCUAUCAUCACCACUAAUACAUCUGCUGAGGCAGAUCCGCUCAUUGGCAAAAGAGUAUGGACGAGAUGGCCUGAUGACAACAGCUUUUACGAAGCUGUGAUUACAGAUUACAACCCUGUGGAGGGAAGGCAUGCUCUGGUCUAUGAUAUCCAUACUGCCAAUGAAACCUGGGAAUGGGUUGAUCUCAAAGAGAUAUCACCAGAGGAUAUUCGAUGGGACGAAGACCCUUCUAUAUCUAACCGAAGGGGCCGUGGUGGCCCUGCCCCUAAGAAGUCUUCCGCCCGCAGUGGUGGUCCCCCAAGUUCCGGAAGAGCGAGGGUGCCCACAAAGAGCCAACCUAGGAAAGAAAACUUGCCUUUGCAAAAUGGUGCUUUGAAGAAGCUUCCUGAUGAUAUCGAACUUUUCAACACAGAUUCAUUAGUGAAGGAGGUUUGUGUUUUGAAUAUGUUGCAUAUAGAUACAAAGCAUGAAUAUGUUGCAUAUACACACAUCAUUUACAGGGACAGCAUGUUUCUUUGUUGGAAUGGUCAGGUGGAGAGGGUCUUUGAUGCGAGCAAUCCCAACCUUAUGGAGAUCGCGAAGGCGAAGAAGAUGCUUAAAGAGCAUGAACAAGCCCUCAUUGAUGCAAUUGCACGGCUCGGAGAUGCAUCUGAUGGUGAAAGUGAUGGAGGGCUGGGAUAUGCAGGAGGGCAGCUAAUGGAACAGCUCUGAGGAUGGGCGAUCAUCAGAAAACCUGAUGGAGCGAUAGUAAUUUCCUGGAAGAGGAAUCCCAUUAACAUAUUUUGAGAAUCUUAGCAGCUCCAUUUUGUUCACAGAACAGCUGCAGCUGGGAGUGGCAUUUUAAGUGUUAAGGGCACACCUUGUAAAAAGAUUCUUUUAUUUUGUAGUUGUAGUUGUAGUACAUUGCAUUUUCUCUGUCACCUUGGUACCGGAAUCUUUGGACUUCAAUC
Punica granatum (pomegranate) is the source of this 1770-nucleotide messenger RNA. NCBI's taxonomy places the organism in Eukaryota, Viridiplantae, Streptophyta, Magnoliopsida, Myrtales, Lythraceae. The record is from RefSeq and is a predicted model, not a curated record.